GUUUGCGUCGAGUGAAACUCUGCGUCAGUUGCUUUAGUAGUUUGUCUCCAUGUUGUUGUAAGAACUUUACUGUUAAUCUGAACGAUUGGUGGAGUAUAAACGGAUUUAAACGGAUGAAGUUCACACCGCUGGAUUUAGACAAUUGUGUUUUUGCAGGAUUGUGGAGGCGCGCACUCACAGGGACGCGCGCACACAGGAUUGAGUUUCAGUCCCGUUGGAUGAUCGGAUUUAAUCCAGGAGUUUGAGAUGGAUCAUGUUUGCUGGAUUAUUUCUCUCUUCUGGUUCUUGACUGGACUCAUCACAGCAGAAGAAGAGGUGCUGAUGAACACAAAGCUAGAAACGUCUGAUCUGAGAUGGACCAUUUACCCCAGCAGUGACCCUGAGUGGGAGGAGAUGAGCGGUUUGGAUGAAGAGGGCAACAGCGUCCGUACCUUUCAGAUUUGUCCAGUGGACAGUUCAGUGAGUCACUGGCUGAGGACGAGGUUUAUCCCGCGCCGCGGAGCGUCUCAGGUGUAUGUGGAGAUCCGUUUCACCAUGAUGGAGUGUUCUGCCAUGCCGUCCAACUACCGUACAUGCAAAGAGACCUUUAAUCUUUAUUACUACCAGAGUGACGAGGACAACGCCACACCCACACAUCCCACCUGGAUGGAGAACCCUUACAGCAAGGUGGACACGGUCGCAGCGGAUUUCCUGUUGCGUCGCGGAGGCGAGAGGAAGUUCAACGUGAAGACGGUUCGUGUGGGUCCUCUCUCAAAGAAAGGCUUCUAUCUGGCGUUCCAGGCACAGGGGGCGUGUAUGGCCCUGCUGUCCAUCAGGGUGUUCUUCAAAAAGUGUCCUGCCGUCACAAGGGCAUUCUCCUCCUUCCCUGAAACGCUCCCUCAUUCGCUGGUGCAGCAGGCGGAGGGUGUAUGUGUGGCUAACUCCGCCCCCACGGGCCAGAAUCCACGCCCACCCACCAUGUUCUGUGGUGAAGACGGGCAGUGGGUGGGGCCUCCGUCGUCGUCGUGUGCAUGUAAACCAGGAUACGAGCCGGUGGACUCUGAUCGCUGCAGACCGUGUGGAUCGAGUCAGUAUAAAGCGUCUGUUGGCAGCAGUUUGUGUCGGGUGUGUCCAGAGAACAGUAACACACAUUCUUCAGGAUCCAGUGUGUGUUUGUGUCGCUCAGGAUUCUACAGAGCAGCCAAUGACCUCCCUGAUACAGCCUGCACUAAACCGCCGUCGGCGCCGCGCAGCAUCAUUACUCAGAUCAACGAUACGGUGGUGACUCUGGAGUGGUCAGAACCGCUGGACCGUGGCGGCCGCUCCGAUCUCACAUACAGCAUCGAGUGUGUGCGCUGCGGAGCAUUCAUGUGUGUUCCCUGCGCAGACAGCAUCACCUACAAGCCUGGGCAGGUGGCCGUGACGGGGAGGCGUGUUGUCAUCCGUGGGCUCCUCCCACACACCACGUACACCUUCACUGUCCUUGCUCAGAACGGAGUGAGCGCUGUCAGUUACACAAGCCCCGCCUCCACCUCCAUCAACGUCACCACUAGCAGAGACGUGACGAUUCCUGUAUCAGGUAUCAAGAGAACGGGAGCAUCGGAGACGAGUGUGUCGCUCAGUUGGCCCGUUCCUCCACAGACGCAUCACAACAUUCAGGAGUAUCAGCUGAGAUACAGUUUAAAGGGUCAGGAUGAUGGCUGGCAGUACAUCAGCAGUAAGAGUAACUCUGUGGUUCUGAACGAUCUCACUCGUGCAUCACAGUAUCAGGUCCAGAUCCGAGCCAGAACCAUCGCUGGAUACGGACACUUCAGUCCCGCUGCUACCAUCAGCACACUUCCUGACGAAGAGGAAUCUCCAUCACGUUUGGUGCUCACUGGCGUGCUGGUCGCUAUUGGACUGCUCAUCCUCAUCGCCGUGGUGAUUGUUGCCGUGUUCUGCUUCAGGCGCUCGAGCAGGACGAGGGAUCCAGACGCAGAUAAGAGUGCUCAGUUUAUGAUGGGUCAAGGUAUUAAAGUGUACAUCGAUCCGUUUACAUACGAGGACCCAAACGAGGCCGUGAGGGAAUUCGCCAAAGAGAUCGACGUGUCAUUCGUCAAAAUCGAGGAGGUUAUUGGUGCUGGUGAGUUUGGUGAGGUGUGUCGUGGCCGGUUGAAGGUUCCCGGUAAGAAAGAGAACUAUGUGGCCAUUAAAACACUGAAGGACGGCUACACAGAUAAGCAGAGGCGGGACUUCCUGUCUGAGGCAUCAAUCAUGGGUCAGUUCCAGCAUCCUAACAUCAUUCACCUGGAGGGAGUGAUUACAGCUUCCUGUCCGGUCAUGAUACUGACUGAAUACAUGGAGAACGGAGCACUCGACUCAUUCCUGAGGUUGAAUGACGGUCAGUUCACUCCCAUUCAGUUGGUGGGAAUGUUGCGUGGAAUCGCGUCAGGUAUGAAGUAUCUGUCGGAGAUGAGUUUCGUUCACCGCGAUCUGGCCGCACGCAACAUCCUGGUCAACAGUAAUCUGGUGUGUAAGGUGUCUGACUUCGGCCUGUCCAGAUUCCUGACAGAAAACUCCUCAGAUCCGACAUACACCAGCUCACUGGGUGGAAAGAUUCCGAUCCGCUGGACGGCUCCUGAAGCCAUCGCCUUCCGUAAGUUCACAUCCGCAUCUGAUGUCUGGAGUUACGGGAUCGUCAUGUGGGAGGUGAUGUCAUUCGGUGAAAGACCGUACUGGGACAUGAGCAACCAGGACGUGAUAAACGCUAUCGAGCAGGAUUAUCGUCUCCCUCCUCCACCGGAGUGUCCUGCAUCUCUUCAUCAGCUCAUGCUGGACUGCUGGCAGAAGGAACGAUCAUCACGCCCGCGAUUCUGCGCUAUCGUCUCUGCGCUGGACAGACUCAUACGAAACCCCGCCUCCCUCAAAAUCACAGGACGCAUCCCCGACGGGCUGUCUCACCCUCUGCUGGACCAGCGAGCUCCUCCCCCUCUGUCUCAGUGCAGCUCAGUCUCUGAUUGGCUCAGAGCCAUUAAGAUGGAGCGAUAUGAGGAGAGCUUCCUGCAGGCCGGAUUCACUUCCUUUGAGCUCAUCUCGCAGAUCUCCACUGAGGAUCUUCUGCGGAUCGGAGUGACUUUAGCUGGACACCAGAAGAAAAUCCUUUCCAGCAUCCAAACGCUUCGAAUCCACAACAAGAACAACAGCAGCACACUGAGAUACUGACACAAGCUCUUAAUCAGCCAAUCACUGAGGAGCGUGACAGUCCCCAGCCAAUCAGAGUGAACGGAGAAAGACAGACCGAUGAACUGAGAGAACUGUCUCUCUCUCUCUCUCUCUCGGGGGUUUUUAGUUUCUUUUUAAUAUUUUUAUACAGACUGACGGAUUGGACGAUGUUUCUUGUCUCUCUCUCUCAACGACAGGAAACAUGAGAGUGAGACAGAGGAAAUGUUAUUGUUGCCGUGGUGACGCUGGUGCUGAGCGCUGCGCUCGACCAGGUCACCGUCACUCGUGAACUUUGAACCCGAGAGGCUGUCGUGGCACAUUUGGCGCUUUGCAUUUUGGGAGUUGAACGGGAUCUUCACAUUGAAGGUUCAUUAUAAUUAUUAAAGCGAGAUUAUCUUGUAAUUAUUGUUAUUUUGUAUUCAUAAAUACAACACGAGUAUGAAUGUUUGUUUAGCAAAAGUACAGAGGGGAGCUGUCAAUCAAACGGACUGUAAUCUGUGUGACCAAUCACAUUAAAGAUUUCCAAAGCUGGCCCCUCCCACUGAAUGGCUCCUGUGUGUUUCAUCUUACUGCUUUCACCCGCUCCAUCAGACGCCAGCAUCUUAUCAGACAGCAUGUGACACACACACUUUGGAUCUGAACGUGCCCUGAUGCCGUCACACAGCCGUAUACAGCUGAAGAAGGGAGUGCUUUUAGCUUUCAGACGCAACCAAAGUGAGUGUGUGUUCAGAGAGAGUGAGACAGUUACAGAGACUGCACAGCACCCGUCUCUCUCUCUCUCUGGGAGUAUUAUAUGUGAUGUGUCCCAUCGGCACUAAUGAUGUUUUAAUAUCAGUCUGAUGUUCUGACGCUCACAGAGUGAAGACGUGAGAACACCGUUCAACAUUACAGUAUGUUAUUGUCUUUCUCACUUUCUUCAAAUAAUUUCCUCCAGUCUUUUUAAAAGCUGUGUGUCAGAUGAUCUUUACAGCGCUCACGUUUUUCACUCCAAGGCCCUGUUGACUAAAGCCCUAUUCGGACGGCAAUUAUGUUACAUGGGGACGUUUACAGGGGAUGGUCAGUGAUUUUAUUGCCCUACGAAUCCGACAUGUCUGUGUUUUUCUUUCACCUCCCGCGAGAAUAUUCCCGGCCAAAUUACCGUGGUCAUGUGGUAAUUUAAUUACCGUCCGAAUCAACAUCUCUGAGUUUAUAAUCCAAAAGCCGUUUUGGAAAUCCUUUUUGACCACUGCUAAGUGCCGUACGUUUGCGUUGCAUGGGGUAACAGCUCUGGCGGUCAUGGAAAGUUGUGAAAGUUGGAGAACAGAAAUGUUUGAAAUAAUUUCGCAAUAAUAAAAUGACGUCGCCGCUCCACCACAGUGAGUGUGAACUCUUUAAGUAGAAGAGAAAUAAAAACGCCAGAUCACGUAAACUUUUGAAAUGGUCUACUAUUAUGGCAGCAAUGUAAUAACAUUGUAAUACAUCACAUUUUAAUGUAGAAACAUUUACUAAAUACAUGUAUACAUAGGGCUUUCAUGACUACUCGUUUAUGGGUCAAGUAGUUCUAGAAAAGUUGCCUGGUUAAUGUCUUAUCUUAUUUAAAAGCUUUCAUUUCCACCUCCAGUUUUUAUUUAUUUUUAUCCCCUUUUCUCCCCAAUUCGGAAUGCCCAAUUCCCACUACUUAGUAGGUCCUCGUGGUGGCGCGGUUACUCACCUCAAUCCGGGUGGCGGAGGACAAGUCUCAGUUGCGUCCGCUUCUGAGACCGUCAAUCUGCGCAUCUUAUCACGUGACUCGUUGUGCAUGACACCGCAGAGACUCACAGCAUGUGGAGGCUCAUGCUACUCUCCACGAUCCACACACAACUUACCACACGCCCCAUUGAGAGCGAGAACCACUAAUCACGACCACGAGGAGGUUACCCCAUGUGACUCUACCCUCCCUAGCAACCGGGCCAAUUUGGUUGCUUAGGAGACCUGCUGGAGUCACUCAGCACGCCCUGGAUUCAAGCUCAUGACUCCAGGGGUGAUAGUCAGCGUGAAUACUCACUCAUAAGAUACUCAAUACUGUCCUUGAUAUGUGUGGCUUCUAUAUCUCCUUGCAGUGGUGGUGGUGUAGUGGACUGAAGCACUGAACUGUUAAUCAGAAGGUUGCUGGUUCGAUCCCCACAGACACCACCAUUGUGUUCUUGAGCGAGACACUUAACUCCAGGUUGCUCCAGGGGGAUUGUCCCUGUAAUAAGGGCACUGUAAGUCACUUUGGAUAAAAGCAUCUGCCAAAUGCAUAAAUGUAAAUGAUUAGGAGAGGGUGUGCAAGCAGCGCAACUGAGGUGAUGUGGGUGACAAAACAUGUGCAUUGACAGAUUUAUUUGGCUGUGUUGAUACAGUUUUGUCGCUACAGUUUCUUGAUUAGUUUAAUUGCUCUUCGGUUGAAAUGUCUGUAAAUGCACUGUAAAUGUCCGCAGCGCAGUUCCCUCAUGCUUUAAACAUGUUGUUUUCACUUUAGCGUAAUUCCAAACAUAUUUAAACGCAAAUACAGAGGACACCGUUUGUGUAUUGAUGAAUUUUCCAUAUAACAAGCGCAACUGCAAUCAAAAUUUGUCAUCGUAAUGCGUGAGUUUAACCCAGAGGAGCCAUGAAAAUGUACUUUUACAGACGUCACCUUGAGAAACAACUGCCGUCCGAAUAGAGCUUAAGAUGAUAAUCAAAGUUCAGGCUCAGAUAUUUCCUUUGUCAACAGAAACUAGAUUUAUUCUGAUUAAUGUGAUUAAUUGUGUGAGUUUCAAGAAUGAUGUGUUUCAAUACAAGAGUUGUUGGAAUUAAAAUAAGAAUUAAGAUGUCAGUUUACAUGUGUACAUCUUGAUUUUUUUAUUUAUUAUAGCACAUCAGAUUAUUAUUCUAUGGCUUAUUAACUUAGAUCAUUUUAAAUCACCACUGGUUUAAACCAAUCCUUACAAAGUGAUAAGAUUUGGGAUUCUGCAGAUUCAGACAUUGAUAUAGAUGGCAAACCGAUGAAAUCAUAUAUGUAUUUAAUUAAAUAAUUUCACCUAAAGUC
This is a messenger RNA of Myxocyprinus asiaticus (Chinese sucker), 6208 nucleotides long. RefSeq names its product ephrin type-B receptor 4b. The transcript has 17 exons. Gene Ontology annotation, biological process: central nervous system projection neuron axonogenesis; axon guidance; protein phosphorylation. The record is from RefSeq and is a predicted model, not a curated record. Lineage: Eukaryota; Metazoa; Chordata; Actinopteri; Cypriniformes; Catostomidae. Bases 247 to 3180 code for a protein of 977 amino acids. Gene Ontology annotation, cellular component: plasma membrane; neuron projection. Gene Ontology annotation, molecular function: protein binding; transmembrane-ephrin receptor activity; ATP binding.